UAAUAUUUUGUGACAAUUGUGAACAAAGUUUGAUUGAAACAAAAUACACAACAAAUUGUUAUUGUUUCUUUCUUCUUCUGUGUUUUGUCUUUCCGCCUUAAUCACAAGCUCCUUGUUUUUCUUUGUUCCUAACCCAAUUUCAAGGGUCAAAUUGAAAACCCUUUUCUCUUUUACGUUACAUUCUCUUUUCCGUUAAAUGGGUCUCUCUUUUUUCAUAAUUCACUGAACAAAAAUUUCACCUUUUUUGACCCCAAAAUCUCAAAACAGGAUCGGAAUUCCAAAUUCUUCACAACAAUGGAAGAAUCAAGUGAGUUGCAACCAGAAGAAAAUAAAGUCUCCGCGGAGAAGUUUCCGAAAAGAAAGCUCAAAACGCCUGCACAGCUUAAGGGCUUGGAGAAAUUUUAUACGGAGCACAAAUAUCCGACAGAGGAAUUGAAAUUAGCAAUUGCUGAGGAGUUAGAGUUGACAGAAAAGCAAGUUUCUGGAUGGUUUUGCCACCGAAGGUUAAAGGAUAAAAGAUUGUUGAAAGAAGAAGCAAAUGCUAAUGGACGACAAGAUCGUUCAAGCGGUGUCAUCCAGGAUCGUGGCAGUGGACUUGGGCAAGAUUCGUGUGGAAGCAGUAAACAUGGUGAUUACAAGUAUCUGGAUCCCAAAGAGGUUGAGAGCAAUGGCCUCUACAAUCGUGAUUUGUCUGUUGCAGAUAUGACGUACGGACGCAGGAAUCAUUUUUCUGAAAAUGUCAGUGGAAUGGAUGAUGACACGUCAUCUGAGAGUAGCUCUUAUUUGCAAGAACGUAUGUAUCCUCAAGGACAAGAUCCAUAUGAGAUGGAGCCUUCUAGAUAUAGUAAAGCUCUUCCACCCUUAAAUCCGAAAGGUGCAAUCAACAUGGGAUAUAAACCAUCGGGAUAUUUGAAAGUGAAGGGUGAGAUAGAACAUGCUGCUAUAACUGCUGUUAAGAAGCAAUUAGGAAGGAAUUAUCAGGAAGAUGGUCCACUACUUGGUGUAGAAUUUGAUCCACUUCCUCCAGGGGCAUUUGAAUGCCAAACUGAAGAAGCAGUUCAUGAACCGUACCAUAUUGCUGAUCCUGCUCUUCUGAAUUCUCCAGAAAUCUCCACAGUGAAAAGUCGACCUGGUCUUAGCUCUAGAUAUGAUUCAUAUUAUACUAAACAUGGUUCCCAAGAUACUCAUAUGGAAGGAGUUGACUUUGGUUCGUUGCAUGAUGUUCAUGUUCAGGAUAAACAAGAUAAGAAAGCUUUGCAUGGUACCAAACAUAGACAAACUUUUCAGAGUAAUGCCGGUCGUUUUCCUGGCAGGAACUCUUCCUUAGAUUUGUACGAAGACUCUACUGGAGAAGCUGCUUAUAACAUCACUAAGAAUCAUAGGAAGGAUGCCAAGCGCGGUGUUGAGGGUAUAAGAUCUGAUUCUACUUCUAACCAUAGUGAUCGCUAUGAAGAAAACCUCCCAGUCAAACAUUCAGACUUCCUACAAUAUAACUAUGAAAACACCAAUCAAAAGAAUGUGCAAAGGAGUGUUCAUGCAGACAUUCUUCAAUAUGACUAUGAUAAUGUCAAUCCAAAGAAAGCGCCAAGGAGUGAACACAUAAAGUCUAAACCUUCAAACUCAAUCCACAAUUCUCGAGGUUCUGUGGAUACUGAAGAAAGAGGGCUAUCUUCUAGGAUGACUAAGGAUGAGUUGUUUAAGGGGGACAGGAAGUCAAAAAAGCAAUAUCGCGAUGCAGGUGGAGCAGGGAUGCUUUCAAAUGAGACUAUGGUUGCAAAACGACUUAAAGCAAAUACCUUUCAACCAUACAAUAUGAAACAGGUUCCUGUUGCUGAGAUAGAACCAAGGAAAACUCAGAGAUCUGCUGCAGAGAUGCCGUCUAGCUUUAGCGAGGAUGAAACUGCUGAUACCAGUUCCUCAUUGGAUUGAUUGUUUUGUUGAUAGAUGUUGAGAAGUGUGUACAGUCUAAAAAGACACAUGCAAUUUACUAGUUAAGGCAGUAGUAACAUUGGAAGCACUGUUUCUAGCAGCAAAACUAGUUACAUGACUCAAUUUGCUGUAUGUUGUGCUCACCUAUUGCCUUUGAAAAAAGAAAUUGGUGUAGAACUCCUACCCCCCCUAGGUCUUUUAAUUUUAUUUUUGGGCAUUUGAUGUAGGUGCUUCACAUAUACAUUAUUUUUCUUGGUAGUUUUAAUUGUGGUAGUGCGUUUGACAUUCAAAUUUGAUCCAAUUUAGUCCAUGUUUGGAAGAGUUAGAUACUUCUACUUUAUAAUAAAUUUAAAAUAAUUAAUUGUA
Molecule: messenger RNA, 2295 nt
Organism: Medicago truncatula (barrel medic)
Lineage: Eukaryota; Viridiplantae; Streptophyta; Magnoliopsida; Fabales; Fabaceae
Product: homeobox-DDT domain protein RLT2
Exons: 8
Coding region: 295-1929 (544 amino acids)
Molecular function (GO): DNA binding
Source: RefSeq, a predicted model, not a curated record